Sipha flava (yellow sugarcane aphid) is the source of this 1569-nucleotide messenger RNA. Its product is annotated as glutamate-rich WD repeat-containing protein 1. The transcript has 8 exons. The record is from RefSeq and is a predicted model, not a curated record. Bases 132 to 1535 code for a protein of 467 amino acids. Lineage: Eukaryota; Metazoa; Arthropoda; Insecta; Hemiptera; Aphididae. Gene Ontology annotation, molecular function: protein binding.
GUUCAAUGGUUCUAAUUUACUUGUAUUGCCAUCACCACGUGUUUUUAGUUUACACUAUUAAGUGGUUUUAUAACAGUAUUUUUCUCAAUCUGUGUUUGUUUUAAGUAAUAAAAUAAUUUUCCUUCUAAAAAAUGUCAGACUCUGAACAUGAAAGUUUUGAUGAAAUGAUCGUAGAUGGUGAAAAUGACGAAAAUGAUCAAGAUGACCAAGAGCUUGAUGACGAAGGUGGAGAAUCUUCUAAUUUCACCAAAAAAGAACCGCGUCAAGUGUACUUACCUGGUAAUCAGAUGAAAGAGGACGAAUCUUUAGUAUUCGACCCAUCUGCUUACCACAUGUUACACGAUAUUGAUUCUGGUUUACCAUGUUUGAGUUUUGAUGUUAUUGUUGAUGACUUGGGAUAUAAUCGUAGUGACUUUCCCCAUUCAAUGUAUUUGGUUGCUGGAAGUCAAGCAGAGAAACCAAAAGAUAACUGUGUUAUUGUUAUGAAAUUAUCCAAUUUAAAAGCCAUGAAAAACGAUGAUAGCACUUCAUCAGAAGAUUCAGAUGUUGAAUCUGACAGUAGUGAUGAAGAAUCUAAAGACCAACCUGUAUUGCAAAUAUCAUCUAUUCCUCAUUUUGGCACUAUUAACCGAAUUAGAAAUACUAUGGUUGAUAACAAAGUGUUUGGAGCUGUUUGGUCGGAAAAAGGAAUAGUUAAUAUUUUUGAUUUAAACAGCAAGUUAAAAGAAGUCGAAAAAGCCAAACGAAAUCGUAAAAUUGGAAGUGUAGAAAAAAAAAAAAAAUUUGUUAAACCUACUCCCAAAAGGAUUAUAUCUGAACAUAAACCAUUACAUUCAUUCUCUGGGCAUAGAGAUGAGGGUUUCGCUUUAGAUUGGUCUACCAAGUCUCCUGGAUUUUUAGCUAGUGGUGAUUGCAAAGGAAACAUUCACAUAUGGAAACCUUGUGAAAAUGGUUGGGUUGUUAAUUUACAGUCAUUGGAUGGACAUAAAGAGUCUGUUGAAGAUUUACAAUGGUCUCCAACUGAAGUUAAUGUGUUGGCGUCUUGUUCUGUAGACAGAUCUCUUAGAAUAUGGGACACACGGUUAGCACCUAACAAAGCAAAUAUGUUAACAAUAGCUAAUGCUCAUGAUAAUGAUGUUAAUGUUAUAAAUUGGAACAAAAAAGAACCAUUAAUAGUUUCUGGUGGUGAUGAUGGUAAAUUAAUGAUUUGGGAUCUAAGACAAUUUAAAAAAGGUAAUGAACUAGCUGUAUUCAAACAUCAUACUAGUGCUAUAACAACAGUUGAAUGGAGUCCAGAUGAUAGUUCUGUGUUUGCUUCUGGUGGUGAUGAUGAUCAAAUAGCUAUUUGGGACUUAGCCGUUGAAAGAGAUACAACACAUGAUGUAGAUGACAUAAAAGAAAUCCCACCACAACUUUUGUUUGUUCAUCAAGGACAAGAACAUAUAAAAGAACUUCAUUGGCAUCCUCAAAUUACUGGAGUUCUCAUAAGUACUGCACAAACUGGUUUUAAUGUUUUUAGAACCAUAAGUGUAUAAAUAUGAAAAUAAUUAAACAAUAAUUCAGUAUCAA